AUGAGGAACACCAGCAAAGAGCUACAAGGCGUCCCUAAUCGUUAUGCACCCUGCGACUGGUACUACCAUCUGCCAGUAAAGCGAUCUGAGAAGCCUGUGGAUGCUCCUCCAGCUUCCCAGAUCCCAGGACUUAGUAAUCUUGGAGACACACAAAAUGGGAAUGUUUUUGGGGCUCGCAGAUACUGGAUAAAAGAAACAGACUCAGAGUAUGUCAAGCUUGCAAAGCAAGGAGGCAGGCCUGAUCUCCUGAAGCACUUUGGCCCUGGAACCCGGAAAAGCUCUCCAGUGGCAUACUCGGUGCCGGACUGGUACACCCACCACAGCAAACCCCCAACGGCCGACCAGAGAGAAAUCCCUGUCAUCUCUCUUCCGGAUUACAUGGUGUAUGAAGAAUUCAGCCCUAGUCAGGCCAAUGGGAGCUACGAGUCCAGAAGAGGGCCUUUCGACUUCGACAUGAAAACAGUUUGGCAGAGAGAGGCUGAGGAAGUUGAAGAGAAGAAAAAGGUGAGGCUGCCAGCUAUUACCUCAAAGAAUCCAAGCAAAGUGGGAACACCUGUCAGUUCAAAAGAAACUUCUAGGAAUAGACUCUCCUUUCCUCCAAUGCCUGGUCAAAAAACCUACUCACCAACAAACUUUUCAAAACUCAUUAGCAAUGGUUACAAGGAUGAGUGGUUACAGCAGCGAGCCAAUUCUGAGAAGAGGAGCCAGCAGACAUCAAGAACUUCUGCAUCAUCUCAGUCCACAGAGGACUCAGAAGGACACCAGAACACAGUGAUGCUUCCAGAUGAAGAGGUCACUGAGAGCUCUUCCAAAGCUGAAGAAUCUUCUCCAAGUGAGUACCUGUAG
Messenger RNA from Elephantulus edwardii (Cape elephant shrew), 846 nucleotides. RefSeq names its product chromosome unknown open reading frame, human C7orf57. NCBI's taxonomy places the organism in Eukaryota, Metazoa, Chordata, Mammalia, Macroscelidea, Macroscelididae. The record is from RefSeq and is a predicted model, not a curated record. The coding region runs from base 1 to 846 and encodes 281 amino acids. The transcript is spliced from 7 exons.